CAUCAACUUCCCCAAGUGCCCUCGGUGGUGACUUCCCGUUGGUGGUGUUCUUAAGGUUCUGUUCAGCUUCCUGUGUUUUAUUUUCAGUCCUAUGAACUUCACUUUCAUUUCUCACUCGUCUCUGGUGGGGGAACUUCUCUGUGAAAAGCUGUUUUCUGUCUUGGUUGGUGAGCAAGAGGAGCCUCAGAUCAGAACAGGUAGGAACAGGGGAGCAGCUGCAAUGGCUUCAGGAAUUCUGGUGAACAUAAAGGAAGAGGUGUCCUGCCCCAUCUGCCUGGAGCUUCUGAAAGAACCCCUGAGCCUGGACUGUGGGCACAGCUUCUGCCAAGCCUGCAUCACUGCCAACAACAAGGAGUCCAUGAUGGGCCAGGAAGGAGAGAGCCACUGCCCAGUGUGCAGGCUAAAUUACCAGCCUGGGAACCUGCGGCUAAAUCGGCAUGUGGCCAACAUAGUGGAGAUGCUUAGGGAGGUCAGGUUGAUCCCAGAAGAGGAGCAAAAGAGAAAUCUCUGUGUGCGCCAUGGAGAGAGACUUCUGCUGUUCUGUAAGGAGGAUGGGAAGAUCAUUUGCUGGCUUUGCGAGCGGUCUCAAGAGCACCGUGGUCACCACACAUUCCUCAUGGAGGAGGUUGCCCAGGAGUAUAAGGAGAAGCUCCAGAGAGCUCUGGAAAAGCUGAGGGAAAAUAAGGGGAAUGCUGAAAAGUGGGAAGCUGACCUCAAAGAAGAGAGAAUUUCCUGUGAGGAUCAAAUAGAAAAUGAGAGCCAACAUAUCCAACAUUUUUUUAAACAACUAAGAGGAUUCCUGGACAUUGAGGAGCUGAAGGAGAUGGAAAAGUUGGAGAAGAAGAAGGAAAAUAUUCUAAAUGACCUGGCUCAAUCUGAGAGUGAACUGGUCAAGCACAGCCAGUUGUUGAGAGAUUUCAUGUCAGAUCUGGAGUAUCGGUUGCAGGGAUCAACAGUAGAGAUGAUGCAGGAUGUGAAUGGCAUCAUGGAAAGGAGUGAGACCUUCAUUCUGAAGAAGCCAGAGGCUCUCUACGAGAAACAAAGGAGUGUGUUCCAAGCACCUGAUCUGAGAGAGAUGCUGCAAGCAUUUGCUGAACUGACAGCUGCGCGAUGCUACUGGGUUUACAUUACCCUGAACCUUCCCAAGAAUAAUCCAGACGUUGCCAUUUCUGAGGAUCGGAGAGAAGUGAGAGUGUUACAUUGGAAUACAAAUGUUCAUGAGGCCGAUUAUGAUGUCUUGGGCUCACCGGUGAUCACAUCAGGGAAACAUUACUGGGAGGUAGAUGUGUCAGACAAACAUGCCUGGAUCUUGGGGGUAUGUUGUGUAAAACAUAAUUAUUUCAGUUUUCAUCAAGAUUACUCUAGAUAUCAACCUAGACUUGGCUACUGGGUUAUAGGGUUACAGAAUAACUCUGAAUAUAAGGCUUUUUUGGAUUUGUCCAACUACUGGGGCAUCUUCUCCUCCCUUGUUCUUACUGUUCCUCCCCGUCGUGUUGGAGUUUUCCUAGACUAUAAUGCUGGCACUGUCUCAUUUUUUAAUGUCACAAACUAUGGGGAUCUCAUCUAUAAAUUCUCUUCAUGUUGCUUUUCUCAAGAAGUGUAUCCGUUUUUCAAUCCUUUGCACUGCACUGGCUGCAUGACACUGUGCUCUCCAAGCUCUUAAAUCUCUUACACCCUCAUCUACUUCUUUUGUGGUGCCUCUGGCCUUGGUGUGCACCUUACACACUGAGCUUGGCUGCCUUUCCUUUUUAUUUAUUUUUUCCAUUUCGACAUCCUUCAUUUAACAGUAGAGUGUACAAGUUGCCUUGUGUCGUAUUUUUCCUAAUGUCUUGUUUGCAUUAGUAGAUAAUUUUUAUUCACCACUUUCCAUAAUCAGAAGCAAAACAAUGAAUGCCUCAUAAAAAAAUACCAGUGUGGCCCUGGCUGUUUUGGCUCAGUGGUUAGAGCGUCAACCUGCGGUCCACAGAGACCCGGGUUUGAUUCCCACUAA
Messenger RNA from Molossus molossus (Pallas's mastiff bat), 1990 nucleotides. RefSeq names its product tripartite motif-containing protein 5-like. The record is from RefSeq and is a predicted model, not a curated record. Gene Ontology annotation, molecular function: zinc ion binding; protein binding. NCBI's taxonomy places the organism in Eukaryota, Metazoa, Chordata, Mammalia, Chiroptera, Molossidae.